Chaetomium fimeti is the source of this 2082-nucleotide messenger RNA. RefSeq lists its product as uncharacterized. The record is from RefSeq and is a predicted model, not a curated record. The transcript is spliced from 3 exons. Lineage: Eukaryota; Fungi; Ascomycota; Sordariomycetes; Sordariales; Chaetomiaceae. The coding region runs from base 396 to 1880 and encodes 494 amino acids.
ACGUCUUCGCGCUGAGUCGUAGCCUCGAUUCCAAUCGUAGCAUCGCCCUGCCGGUCAAUCGCUGCAAAGAGGCCUCUUGCAGGCUACACCCGUCCAUGAGUGGCCGAGGUGACGGGCCGUCGGUUGGCCGCGUCGGUUGGCCGCGUCUGUCGGAGGAGGCACAGGGCCAUUGUUGGAAGGUGAGGCCAUCCAUGAUGCCGUGUUGGCAUUCAUCUGCGCUUGCCUGAUGGGGGGUACCUAGGUACUUGGGUUUGAAAAAGCAGGAGAAUGAAAAGCGAGGACAACCGCCAGUCCUGCAGAGUGAAGACAGUUCCCAUACUCUCCCUACGGUUCUCUCUCCGUUUACUCCUGGGACCACACCCAGUGGCUUCAAUCCCAGCAGCCUCACUUGCAGAAUGACUGCUCGUGCACCUCGUUCAAUGACACCUCCGUCCCCUGGCCAUGGCAAGGCGGCCAAGGCGGCGCACAUCAUCAAGGCGGCAAAGGAGCUAUUGGUCGAUGCCGAAAUCGACGACUAUGUGGCUCUCGUCGAUGAAAACACUACGUUGAGAACUGAGAACGACACCCUCGAAAAGGACGUCGAGAGGCGGGAUAGGAGAAUUUCCGUCCUUUUGCAAAAGACGGACGAAACGGAGGAACAUGCGACGGUUCUAAAUGCUCAACUGAAGGACAUGCGGGACCACAUUGCUGGUCUCUCACGCAAACUUAGUGAAGCCACCGAGAAGUUGCAAUCCAACAACAAGGAAAUGGCCGGCAAGGAGGCGGCGUGGACCAAAGGAGUCGCUACGCUCAAGGCGAGCCUCGAGUCGGAACGCAGAGAACACCAGCAGCUGAAAAGCUUCUCAAUCGAGCUCAUGCCUGUAGCGAAGAACCAAAGGGAAAUAAGCUCGAGGCUCAACAAGAUCUUUGCCUCAGCCAGGUCCUUGGCUGAAGCUUACUUCGGAGACAUUCCGCACCAGAUCCGGUCCAACGCCGCGCUCUGGGACAAGAUCAAAGAGCACCGGGCUGUUGAUAAGGUCAUUCCUCUUCCCCUGUCCGACUCUCCGGCGGCAAACCAGAUGCGAACGGCUGCCUUCCUCGCCGUGUUGGCCCAUGAAAUGGACGGGCACAUCUUUCAACCGACCUAUCUGUUGCCAGACAACGCAGGGCUCAACAUUUUCAUAAACAACUUGGCCGACGAUGAUUCAGAAAGCGAGGCUCACUUGCGGUCCGUGAUCCUACGUCUCACCGAGUCCCUUUCCGACGAGACCAACGCUGGCAACCCAGCCGUCGGCCGUAUCAGCACCGUGGUGGCCAACGUCUGCAAGUACGUCCUCCACCUGAUCCCAGAAAAGUCGAGGUCCGGUUUCAAAGACAGGCUCAAAACCCUCUGCACCGAAGCCUGCGAGCAAUGGAAAUUCAUCCAAAGGCUCGACGGCAACAUCGACGCCGACUUCGACGACGCCGCCGAAGCCCGACCCCUCUACCCCCCCAACACCACCAGCCCACCCCCUUCCGAUCCCAACACCAACCAACACCCCAACGCCAAACCCCGCCCCAACGGCAACAACACAAACCAAUCCAGCAACAACCACAAAAGGUCCAACAGCAACCCCACUCCCACCACCACAGACCUCACCGACGCCGUAGUAAUCUGGCCCGCCUUCUACAACCAAAGCACCCACGCCCUCGAGACCCUCGUCCAAGGCUACCUGCUCACAGCCGGGCAAGUCGCCGUGGCAAAAGCCGAGGAGAAGGCGCAGUCGACGGGCCAGCGGCGGGCGCAGCGGCAGCAGACGCGGUCGUCUAGGGCGCUUUCUAUGUCGGGGGGUGUUGCUGGUAUUUCCUGGCUCAGAGAGCGUGACGCCGGCCAGUCCAAACCGUCCGACAAAGGGAAGUGAGUCCAGUCCUGUCGACUCCAAGCGAGACAAUAAACAAACAGAAAAGAAAUAUCCACCCCGGUUCCUCCUACAGAGGGUAUAAGAAGUACUGCUCCCGCGCCACAACCCACCCAACCCAACACCACGCGGCAUCCAAGCCCCCGAUCCAAACAACUCAACACACAACUCACGAGCGUAUCCUUCUCACCCCACCCGCGGUACU